AUUUAUAUGAGAAAUGGGCAACUGCCCGGAAGGCAAUUAAGAUGAGGGAAGUGUCAGUUGGAAAGUAGGCAGUGGGAAUGAUUCGUAAACCCCAGUAAUUAACAAGCUUUGAUGCAGAGCGCUGUUUCUGUGAAAUUUUUUUCAUUAAUGAAUGGCUGGAGCUGCCGACUUAACUGUCCCUUCUGUUGGUGCCAAAGUUGUCAUGGACCCAAGCCAGGAAUCAGACAAGGGUAAUUACCGCAGGUCGAGCAUUGAGGCAAUACUUAUGGCUCCUAAGUUGCCAAAGUCAUUACCACCGGUUUCAUCAGCACCUGAGGGGGAGACAAUCAGGCGGCCUCGUGGCAGGCCUGCAGGCUCCAAAAAUAAGCCGAAACCUCCUAUUAUUGUGACUCGAGAUAGUGCAAAUGCACUGAGAGCUCAUGCAAUGGAGAUCAGCUCAGGCUGUGAUGUGAGUGAGAGUUUAGCUAACUUUGCAAGGAGGAAACAACGUGGAAUAUGUGUACUUAGUGGUAGUGGCUGUGUAACCAAUGUCACCUUACGACAACCAGCUUCGACUGGGGCCAUUGUGACCCUUCAUGGCCGGUUUGAGAUCCUCUCAUUGCUUGGAUCAAUAUUGCCACCGCCUGCUCCACCAGGGAUUACAGGGCUAACUAUUUACUUAGCAGGGGCUCAAGGACAGGUUGUGGGUGGGGGGGUGGUUGGUGCACUCAUUGCAUCCGGCCCUGUUGUGAUCAUGGCUGCAUCUUUCAUGAAUGCUACUUUUGAUCGGUUGCCAUUGGAUGAGGAUGAAAUUACUACAGCCGUGCAGAAUCAACAUUAUCAAAAUGGUCAUCACCACCUCCAUCGCCACCUGGAUAUUUCAGAUCUGUAUGGAGUGCCACAGAACUUGCUUACCAAUGGUUCGACGCCCACAGAGAUAUACUCGAGGGCACCUGGACGAACCAUCACAAAAUCCUAACUUGAUUUGCUGUGAACCCUUAGUACAUCUCAUAACAACAGCUUUAGCGUCGGUUAUUGUUGUGCCAUUUCCACUAUCAUUGUUAGACAUCUCUGAGUAUCAUUAUAUUUGGAGCUUUUCACAUGGAAAUCCAUGAAACUACAUUUUAUAUUUACAAUCAUCAUUAUGUCGAAAGUACUUGUGGUAUCUUGUUGCUUCUAUACAUUCUUGUGUUGCUUUUAUUAUCAAUUUCAAAACGUCCUAUUUCAUGG
Manihot esculenta (cassava) is the source of this 1209-nucleotide messenger RNA. RefSeq names its product AT-hook motif nuclear-localized protein 16. Gene Ontology annotation, molecular function: DNA-binding transcription factor activity; minor groove of adenine-thymine-rich DNA binding. The record is from RefSeq and is a predicted model, not a curated record. The transcript has 2 exons. Bases 152 to 958 code for a protein of 268 amino acids. Gene Ontology annotation, cellular component: nucleus. Gene Ontology annotation, biological process: vegetative to reproductive phase transition of meristem. NCBI's taxonomy places the organism in Eukaryota, Viridiplantae, Streptophyta, Magnoliopsida, Malpighiales, Euphorbiaceae.